GUGCUUGCUGCAAUUGUUUCCACUCUAUGCCUCCGUUAUCCCCUCCCUGUUCCUCCUAUUCACGUUGGGCGUUUCCUGGAUGACUAAACGCCUGUAUAAACUAACAGUAACCUCAAGCAUUCUGCACUGAAACGAUUCUCCUCCAUCCUGAUCUGAUCUCUGUGCUGCAACCAUGACUGAGUUGGAGAAAUCCAUGGAGUCCCUAAUCACUGUUUUCCACCAUUAUGCCAAGGAAGGUGGGAAUAAAACCACCCUGAGCAAGAAGGAGCUGAGAAAACUGAUUGAGACAGAGCUGCCCAACUUCCUGAAAGCUCAGAAAAACCCUGACACUGUGGAGUGCAUCAUUAAAGAUUUGGACCAGAACAAGGAUGAUGAGCUGGACUUUGAAGAGUUUGUUCCCUUCGUCGCUGGACUAACAAUCGCCUGUGAAAAGCAUUACGCUUUGCACCACCAAAAGAAGGGCAAGAAGUGAAGAGCUGACAAAGGACCAAUGACUUGUUUAAGAAUAGGAAUAUGUUGCUGAGUUGUAUGACACAUUAAAAAAUAACCUUUGACAAUA
Girardinichthys multiradiatus is the source of this 559-nucleotide messenger RNA. Its product is annotated as protein S100-A1-like. Bases 173 to 472 code for a protein of 99 amino acids. The transcript has 3 exons. Gene Ontology annotation, cellular component: cytoplasm. The record is from RefSeq and is a predicted model, not a curated record. Gene Ontology annotation, molecular function: calcium ion binding. NCBI's taxonomy places the organism in Eukaryota, Metazoa, Chordata, Actinopteri, Cyprinodontiformes, Goodeidae.